This is a messenger RNA of Cyprinus carpio (common carp), 1378 nucleotides long. RefSeq names its product interleukin-17D-like. Gene Ontology annotation, molecular function: cytokine activity. Gene Ontology annotation, cellular component: extracellular region. Gene Ontology annotation, biological process: inflammatory response. The record is from RefSeq and is a predicted model, not a curated record. NCBI's taxonomy places the organism in Eukaryota, Metazoa, Chordata, Actinopteri, Cypriniformes, Cyprinidae.
AUCAAUUUAAUGCAUCAUUGCUGAAAAAAAACAACAACAAAAAACCUUUGUACAGAUUUGAACAUUUCACGUUGCCUAAAAAAUUGUUCAAAUAUUAAGAACACUGCAUUUAUAUAUAUUAACAUUAACACAGAUUAAUAAAUUAAAAAAGGGUCUCACUACAUUAUUUAUAAUUAUUGACAGCUUAAAAAAAGCGUUUAAGGCAAUGAAACUUUAAGAUCUCAAUAAGCAAGCUAGACACACUUAGAUUAGACAUCUUAGUUUUUUUAUGUGCAUGCACAUGCAUUUGUAUUAGUUCACAUAUAUAUCUGUCACUUUGUCUCAGCUAUUACCAGCAAAAACCCAGUCCUUUCAGAACACAAUCAACAUAUCCUGUCGAAGCUGCUGACCCAUAUAAAAUGCAUCUCAGUGCACUGCUGGUGUACAAAUUUGUUAUUCAGAAGUCUGCUGAUGUGAAUAUGGGUGAAACGUGAGAACGUGGGAGAGUGCAGAGUUUAAGCGCCCAAGUUAAACAUAUAGUGAUACAGAAGAACCUCUAAAGAACACCUUUCUAGCCCGCCUUUUAUAUUACAUGUGAAAAAAACGAUGAACUGAUAUUACAAAAAGACACGCAUUGCAGAUUUGUCUUCAUUAUAAGAGUUAAAUGUUCUCAAGAUGAUUAUCUACAGUACUCCAGAUUUGUCUAUCUAUGUCAAGAUCAGGAAGUUAAAGGCUUCCUCACCAGCCCAUAUAAACAGAAAGGUUAGAUGCAGGGCUCAGACACUUGCUGUCCUUUGUGUGCCAGCUCCGAAGAGCCAUCAGGGAACUUACAUUUUUAUUCUGAAGAUGCAGCUGUCUUUGGUUUUCAGAGCUGUGCUGCUGCUUUACCUGCUUGGCCAUUUAUUAAAUGGUGCUUCUUCUCAGAAAAAGUCUAAAAGAAAAUCAAAAAAAGGAAAGCGGGUCAUCUUGGAUCCAUCUCUGAACCUUUCAAUGAACGCCCCCCCUUCUCCAAGCAGAUCUUUAUCACCAUGGACAUACGAAGAAUCCUGGGACAAUUCACGAAUCCCAUCGGAAAUCUCUGAGGCAAAAUGUGAAAAAAAAGGCUGUUUAACCAAAGAUGGUGAAGAAGACUUCGGACUGGAAUCUAAACCCAUUUACUACCAGAUCAACAUCUUGAGGAGAGUGAAGAAAAAAAAUGCUAUGCAGUAUGCCCUUAAACUAGAGACUAAAAUCGUUAGUCUGGGCUGUACAUGUGUUCUACCCAUUGUUGUGCCUCAGAAUUAGUUUGAUACUGUACUCUUACUAUGUUAUAUAUUGUGUAUAUCUAUAUUGUUGCAUUAAUCUGCCUAUAGGUACAGCAAACUUCUGUGGCAUUGAUCAGCUUUGUAUUUAUUAUCUG